Messenger RNA from Arctia plantaginis, 2127 nucleotides. NCBI's taxonomy places the organism in Eukaryota, Metazoa, Arthropoda, Insecta, Lepidoptera, Erebidae. The record is from the annotation of a GenBank genome assembly.
AUGGACACCAAACUAUCGCUGUUUCUAUUCAUAAUCAUUAAAACAUGUCUCAGUGAAAACUUAGACAAUCUAUUUCAAAUAAUUAACGAAGAAACGGGAAAAUUCAAUGCCAUAGCUGCUAACAUAGCAUGGGAGUCCUCAAUUAAUCCUGGCAACCCAGAACUGAAGGAAAAAUCAAUUAAGUAUCAAAGAAAUCGAAUAACAUGGCAACAAACAACUUGUGAUAGACUGGGCAUGCUUUAUAACAGUCAGUUGUUAAAUGAAACGCAAAGAAGACAUGCGUAUUUGCUGUGUCGAGGACCUAAGUUUACGUUUAAUGAAGCAAGACACACAAGUAACCUUUACGAAGAAUUACAAUCUAUUUACUCAGAUGCCGAAGUUUGUAUACCCACUGAAUCGUUUAUUCCUAUUAAAAACUUUUCGAACAUCGAAAAUGCCAUCUUGAAUUAUUUGACAAAUGUCAAACAGUUUUUAAAUUUCGACCAAGAUUACAUUCUUUUUGCCGCCAAAGUCGCUGUCAACAGCUACUCCCACAAACAAGAAAGACUAUGUUUAAAAGGUGAAAAUGACUUUGAGAAAAUGAUGGAAUUUUCGAGAAAUGAAAAGGUUUUGAGAUGGUUAUGGCUGACGUGGAGGGAGAAAGUAGGACCUCCGAUGAAGGAACCUUACAGAAGACUGGUUGAUGUUGAAAAUCAAGCUUCUACGCGAAAUGGGUACCCAAACAUCGGAGCUUCAUGGCGUGAUUCGCUUGAAAUGCCUCGUCUCCGUCGACACUGUCGCCAUCUCUACGAGAGUAUUAAACCUCUUUACAAAUUAUUACACGCAGUUGUGAGAUUCUAUCUCCGAUGGUAUUACGGAGAGGUUGUGCCUAAAAGAGGACCUAUACCUGCACAUUUGUUAGGUAAUUUGUGGUCACAAAAUUGGGAGCCACUCGCAGACCUCAUGCAACUUAAGACCAUAGACUUGAACAGAAGAAUGAAGGAGUUGAAUUGGACAGUAACUCAUAUGGUAAAGAGAGCAGAGGAUUUUUACCAAUCUCUUGGCCUACCCGCAAUGACAGAUAAAUUUUGGCGCGAAUCUGUAAUGGCCAGAGAUAAUAAUAGUAAAAUAAGAUGUCACGGAACAGCAGCAGAUAUGUUUCAAGAAGGAGACUAUCGCCUUCUAUAUUGUUCAGAGACAUCCAAGGAAGACUUUUACGUUUUGCAUCAUGAGCUCGGACACAUACAGUACUACAUGGCGUAUGAACAUCAACCAGCUUUAUUCAGACAAGCCAAUGCUGCAUUACACGAAACUAUUGGAGAUACCAUAAUGUAUGGCGUGCUUACACCCCAACACUUAAACCGUCUCGGUCUUAUCAACGACUCACUACUCUUCACACCAAAUGGUGAUCAGACAGUUGAUACAUAUUUAGAUCAUUUACCAGACAAUGAUAAAUAUACAGCAAAUGAUGAAAAGAUAAAACCUUACGAAGAUACUAUAAAAGAAAGUUCUAAAACAAUAAAUGAUAUUGGUAGAGAAAAUGAUCUUUUGAAACAAAAAGCUCCAAAAUUAUUUGAUACUAAAGAUUUAACGAUAGACAUGAUUUUACUAUUUAAACAAGCUCUCAACAAACUGCCUCAGAUACCGUUUGCUCUUUCAAUAGACGAAUAUAGAUGGAAAUAUUUUGAAGGCUCUUUAGAAAGGCAUAAUAGAGAAUUUUGGAAUUUAGUAGAGGAGCUACAAGGAGUCACUUCUCCAGGUAAAAGAGGAGAGGAGUAUUUCGAUGUUGGAGCCAAGUUUCAUGUACCGGAUAAUACACCUUACAUCAGAUAUUUUCUGAGUAGUUUCCUUCAACACCAACUGUUUGAAAAACUUUGUAAAGCUGCUGUGUUCGGUCGACGAAACGUAAAAUAUCCUGUACCUGAUAGUAUUGGUUUAGGUAGAUGUGAUAUUUACGGGUCUAAGGCUGCUGGGAAGAUCUUGAAGGACAUUAUGUCACGAGGCCAUUCCCAACACUGGAGUGAGAUCUUACAAGAAACUGUAGACGAACAGAAUAUAUCAUCUGAAGCCUUAAAUCGAUACUACGAACCUCUUUAUAAAGUUCUGGACAAAUUUGUACGCAAGCAUCAUGUACCUAUGGGAUGGUAA